Capsaspora owczarzaki ATCC 30864 is the source of this 1975-nucleotide messenger RNA. Its product is annotated as connexin 32. The record is from RefSeq and is a predicted model, not a curated record. Gene Ontology annotation, biological process: protein phosphorylation. NCBI's taxonomy places the organism in Eukaryota, Filasterea, Ministeriida, Capsasporidae. The coding region runs from base 1 to 1680 and encodes 559 amino acids. Gene Ontology annotation, molecular function: protein binding; protein kinase activity; ATP binding. The transcript is spliced from 8 exons.
AUGUCGUAUGAGAGUAUGAAUCAGAAACAGCGCAAGCUGUAUGAUAAAGUCAAGAAGGCGAGUGGAGUGCUCAAUCUGCAGAAGAGCGAGGUUGGCGACGCUGAAGCGCAGGCGAUUGCUGAAGCGCUCAAAGUGAACACGACGGUUCUGCAAAACAACCAGAUUGGCGAUGCUGGAGCGCAGGCGAUUGUGGAGUCACUCAAAGUGAACACGACGCUGACUGAGCUCGGUCUGCAAAACAACCAGAUUGGCGAUGCUGGAGCACAGGCGAUUGCUGAGACACUCAAAGUGAACACGACGCUGGCUGAGCUCGCUCUGGGUGGCAAUCAGAUAGGAGAUGCUGGAGCGCAGGCGAUGACUGAAGCACUCAAAGUGAACACGACGCUGACCGUGCUCUAUCUGUCGCACAAUCAAAUGACCGAUGUGGGAGGACAGGCGAUUGUUGGAGCGCUCAAAGUGAACAAGACGCUGACUAGCCUUGAGCUGAAAAAAAACUUUCUGACCAACACUGGAAUCACUGCACUCAACGAAACAGGCAAUACCGUUUGUAAAUUGGAGAGCCUUGACAACCAGCGUGCACCAUCGCCUGCCGACUUGGCUCAGAUUGCAGCUCGUGCCGCUGCAAAUCCGGCAACUGAGGUUCAGCAAUUGCGCUCCAAACUGGCUGCCAAAGACCAGGAGCUAGCGGCCAACAAGCAGGAGCUCGCGACCAAAGACCAGGAGCUGCAGCAACUUCGCUCCGAUCUGAAGUCAGCUCUUGAUCGAAUUGACGUAUUUGAGCGCAACGAACCCCCCGUUGGAUCCUCAUCGAACUUUGACGGACCAAUCCCGCCAGUUUCUCUCGCAACUCUUGUCACCGCGACGAACAAUUUUGCUGCCGAUUCACUGAUUGGCGAAGGAGCAUUUGGUCGCGUGUACUCUGCCAUUAUGCCUGGCACUCGUGUUGCCAUCAAAAAGCUGUCCGCCGAAUCCAAGCAGGGCGCUGCCGAGUUCAAAUCUGAACUGGACUCUUUGUCGAAAUUCCGCCACGCAAACAUUAUUGCCAUUCUGUCGUAUGCUGAGCAAGGCGAUGAGCGAUGCCUGGUGUACGAGUUCAUGCCAAACGGUUCUGUUCGCGAUCGUCUCAGCCUCAAGAAUGAUAGGCCUCCGCUGACCUGGUCGCAACGCCACCGCAUUGCUGCCGAUGUCUCCCGCGGCAUGCACUAUGUCCAAACCGCGUUCCCUGAUCAUGUUCUGUUCCACCUCGACCUCAAGACGGACAAUGUUCUGCUAGACGCAUACCUUAAUGCGAAAGUGUCUGAUUUUGGCUUGGUUCGUGCUGCCCAACACCUCGAUGAAAAGAGCUACCUUCGCACGCAGACUGUUCAAGGUACCGCUGUUUACAUGUGUCCCGAGUUCCUAUUGGAGGGCAGAAUGACCACCAAGACAGACGUCUACCCAUUCGGCAUGAUUCUGCUCGAGUUGGUGACCGCCGCCAAGCCUGGUCCCAGACUGAAAACAGACAUGCGCAAAGCAGUGAAAAACCAAAAAUCCAUCGAGAUGCUGGACUCGGCCUUGAAACCAACCGAAGCCGAGCGCCAGAGCAUCAGCGAGGUUGUCACUCUCGCACUCGAGUGUCUUGAGGACGAUGCUGACGAUCGCCCAUCCUUUGGUCGCCUCAUUGCUUCGUUGGAUGCUUGACGAUGGGAGCUGGCGUGCAUUGGUUUCACAGCAAUCAUUGGAGAAUCGAUUUACUGCGAACGAGAACCAAGCCCUCUCCCUCACUCUUCACGACAAGCUGCCUUUUGCGCACGUUUAUAGAAUGCACAUUCAAUCGAUGUUUCGGAGGCGCGGCGUGGGUGAUUGUUGAUCAUGCAGGGAUGUCAGGUUGUUUGGCUGUUCUCGCUCGUUCGGCUGGCUGUUCUUGUCUUUUGUCAGCGAUUGUGCGUCGCGAUCGCAAAUCUCCAUCUCGGAUCUAGUAAAUCUCUCACGCCAC